UAAAAAGACUGAGAAAACAGAGGGAGGGAGGAAAGCCUCUUCUGAGAAAACAAACCCUUCUAUCUUUCUUAUAACUCCUGUUUUCCUCUUCAGAAUGACUCUCUUAACUACAUGUAAUAUAAUUAUUUUAUUUAAUGCAUUUACAUUCCACCUUUCAGCCUGAAAAGUUCUCAGAGCAACUUACAAAAUAAACAAAACAGCCGCCUCUGUCCUCCAGCUUAUAGACUAAGUUUAAGACAUGGCACAAAAGGGGUAGGGGAGAGGAGGGAUAAGGAAAAACGAAGACAACUGCAGGAGGCCAGCUUAUUCCAGUUCCCCUUGCAAAAUAAGCAGGGUGGACAGAGGAGGAGUGUUUUAAACAAGGCAAAUAUUCCGCUCCUGCACUGUGUUUAUCUAUUUUUGCUCAAGUUUAGUUGAGGACCGUAACUGUGGGUGCCCCGAAGGAGGAAGUGGGUCCAAUCCGACUUCCUCUUGCUUGAGAGACAAUUUGUGGUUUCUUCGCUCGUAGCAACGGCAGUGCUGGAUGUUGGGGGGGGCAGGGAGGGGUUGUUGUGUUGUGCGCUGUGUGUUGUUCAAAUCCCAGGAGCUUUGCAGGAUGGGUGGAAAUGCUCUGGAGAGGCACCCGCCCUUCGGGAGGCCUCUGACAUUGUGCAGCUGCCUUCUCUUGGGGCGGGUUUGCUGUUGGUGGGGGUGAAUCGGGGCCCGCGUAGCCGGCCGGAUCGUUGGGAUGCUGGGGAAGAGCGGGAGUGGCAGGACAAGCGCCAGCCCCACCCCGUCGGCCGUCCUGCGGAGGAAAGUCGCCAAAGCUGGCGGGCACGUUCUGGACUCGGUCUCCUGGCGGGCGAGCGUGUGGCUUAAGGAGCUGCCCCGGAGAGAUGGCGUGGAAGGGCCCACGGCCAGCCUGGCCGAGCCGGCGUCCUCCACCAGCCUCGGCGGCACCCUCAAGCGCCCCACGAGCCUCAGCCCCCAUGCCAGCGCCGCUGCUGGCGGGUUCCCGCUCUCGCCGGCUAUCCCCCGAGGCCUGGCCAAAGGGCACAAGACCCCGCUGGCCUACAGCCCCGGUGGGGAGGGCAGUGGGGCCGCCACGGAAGGGAGCCUGGCCGAGCUGGAGGACAUUGCCCAGCUCCUGGCUGAGGUGGCCGUCUUUGCCGAGCGCCUCGAAAAGCUGAAGGAUGUGGUGCUCCAGGAGGAUGGAGCAGAAUCACGACGCUCCUUGGCCCACGAGUGCCUGGGAGAAGCCCUCCGAACCCUUCGGCAGAUCUUUGGCCAUUACCCGCUGCUCAAGACCUUGGAGACCCUGACCGCGGCUGGGACGCUGAUCUCCAGGGUCAAAGGCUUCCAUUAUGAAUCCAACAACGAGUCAGAGAAACGGGAGUUUGAGAAAGCUGUGGAGAUGAUCGCCGUGUCCUUCAGCAGCACGGUCUCCGAAUUCCUCAUGGGCGAGGUGGACAGCAGCACCAUCCUCUCCAUGCCCCCUGGCGAGUCCAUGGAGAACCUGUAUGGAGGGUUGUCCAGCCAGGGGGCGGAAGAGGCCUCGGACGGCACGCAAGACUUUGGCUCAGCCCGUCUGUCGGCCGAAGAGGUGGACGUCCUCCUCCAGAAGUGCGAGGGCGGCGUGGAGGUGGCGCUCAAGUACACCAAGAACAUUUCCAAGUACAUGAAGGACCUCAUCUACUACCUGGACAAAAGGAUUGCGCUGGAGAUGGAGUUUGCCAAAGGGCUUCAGAAGAUGGCGAACACCUGCAAGCAAACCCUCACCCAUGAGCACCACAUGCCCUUCCUCUCCAUCUACUCCUUGGCCCUGGAGCAAGACCUGGAAUAUGCCGUCAACUCCCUUCAAGCAGGAGCCACCCUGCGGACGGAGACCUUCCUGCAGCCCCUGCAAGCGAGGCGCCAGGAGCACGAAAAGCGUCGUAAAGAGGUCAAGGAGCAGUGGCACCGGGCCCAGAGGAAGCUGCAAGAGGCUGAGAACAAUUUGCGGAAGGCCAAGCAGCUGUACAUGCAGCGCUCGGAGGAGUGCGAGAAGGCCAAGCAUGUGAUGGCGAAGGCGGAGGAGGAGCAGCUGGGCACCGGGGGCACCACCUCGGGCACCACCACCACCAAGGCCCUGGACAAGAAGCGCCGGCUGGAGGAGGAGGCCAGGAACAAGGCGGACGAGGCCAUGGCCACCUACCGGACUUGCGUGGCAGAUGCCAACACCCAGAAGCAAGAGCUGGAGGACACCAAAGUGACCUCCCUGCGGCAGCUCCACGAGGUGGUCAAGCAGAGCGACCAGGUCAUCAAGUCAGCCACCAUCUCCUUCUACCAGAUCAUGCACAUGCAGACAGCCCCGCUGCCGGUCUACUUCCAGACCCUGUGUGAAAGCAGCAAACUCUACGACCCGGGACAGCAGUACGCCUCCCACGUCAAGCAGCUGCAGAGAGGGGACGAGCCGGAGACCCAGUAUGACUUCGAGCCCUACGUCUCACAGAACAACUGGUCUCCGUUGACUCGGGCCCGAAAGGGCAGCUACAGCACCAGCGAUUUUGGAGGAGCGGGCAGUGCCUCCGAGGCGGCCACCGCCAGCAAAGAUGAGGGUGACGUGGCUGCCGGGCGGGAACGGAGAGGCGGAAGAGGCCACCAAGUGCACAAGUCGUGGCCCACCCCAACGAUCAUGGAGACCAAGGGCACCCCGGAGUCCUGUGACCCGUGCUCAGGUGACCCCGCCGAGAAGGCCCGCCUGGUUCCGUCCGGCCGGUCCUUGUCUCCUGGAGACGAUCUGGACGGGAAUUCGCCUUCCUUUGAGCAAAGUAUCAGCGCCAUGGGGCCAGGCCUCUCUGCCCCCACCGGCCCUUUCCGGAGCUCAGGCUUGUCCAAAGCGGCGCAGACCCACCGGCUGCGGAAGCUGCGGACCCCGGCCAAGUGCCGCGAGUGCAACAGCUACGUCUACUUCCAGGGAGCCGAAUGUGAGGAGUGCUACCUGGCCUGUCACAAGAAGUGCCUGGACACGCUGGCUAUCCAGUGCGGGCACAAGAAGCUCCAGGGGAAGCUGCGCCUCUUCGGGCAGGACUUCGCACGGGCCUCCCAUGCCAGCCCGGACGGCGUCCCCUUCGUCCUCAGCAAAUGCAUCCUGGAGAUCGAGAGGCGGGCCAUGAAGACCAAGGGCAUCUAUCGGGUCAAUGGGGUAAAAACCCGCGUGGAGAAGCUCUGCCAGGCCUUUGAGAACGGGAAGGAGCUGGUGGAGCUCUCCCAGGCCUCCCCCCACGACAUCAGCAACGUCCUGAAGCUAUACCUGCGGCAGCUCCCGGAGCCGAUCCUGCCCUUCCGCCUGUACAACAGCCUGAUGGGGUUGGCCAAGGAGAGCUUGCAAGGGGGACCCGACGGGAGCAAGGCCGGCAAGAGCAUCACGGAGCUGGUGGACAAAGGGGCCGAGACGGAGCAGGCGAUCGUGACGCUGGUGACAAAAUUGAGGGAGCUGCUGAAGGAACUGCCGCCCGAGAACCGGGCCACCCUCAAAUACCUGGUGGAGCACCUCCAGAGAAUCGUAGAAGUCGAACAAGACAACAAGAUGACGCCCGGCAACCUGGGCAUCGUCUUUGGCCCCACGCUUAUGCGGCCCCGGCCCACGGAGGCCACCAUCUCCCUCUCGUCGCUGGUGGACUAUCCCCACCAGGCUCGCAUCGUGGAGGCCCUCAUCAUCUUCUAUCCGGCCAUCUUUGAAACCUCCGAUAACCUGCUUGUGGAUGGCUCAGAAGACGGGACCGAGCACGGAAAGGAGCCGGAAGACGCAAGCGCACAGCCAUACAGGGAAGCCCCAUACCUUGCGGCAUCCACAGAAUCAGCAGAGGCUGCUCUCCAUGAGAACACUUUCAGAGGAUCCAGCACUCAUUUCGUGGAUUCGGAUUCGGACCUGGAAGAUGGCGCAGAGACCGGCGCUGCAGGAGCCCCGCAAGCCGCCUUGGCCCGAGGCAGCGAGAGCAGCGGCGACGAGGAGAACCCAUCCGGGGAUGAAGGCAGCGAGGAAGGCACCCCGGGCCGCCCACGCAGCACCGGCCAGUCGGAUCCAGAGGACGCCUCGCCUCCGCGGUGCCGCCUGAGCCCGGCGGAAGAUGGCGGUGCUGGGGGCGAAGACAGCGUCUUUGGGCCAGAAGGCGAGGCGGAGGGUGGCGGAGGGCCGGGCGCCAGGCGGCUGGGGAGCUGCAACACCAACCAGUCGAACAACACGUUCCUCUCGGCACGGCUGGGCUUCCGCUGCAAGAUGCCCGCGUGACGGCCUGGCACAGGCUUCCCUCCGACCUCCACACUGAGCCCCAGCAGUGAGCGAACAUGGGGGUGGGGGAGGCAGCCUCCCAAAGAGAGGAGAUGAUAGUCCAGGGCCCUGCCUGGACCUCCCUCUGCCUUCUGGCACCGUUGCACCCAAACCUCUCUGCCUGUUUUUGAUAACCAAACACAGAAAAAGGGCACCUUAAGGUGUGUAAGCACCUGAGCAGUGGGGAAAGGUUCUCCCCCCACCUACCCCUGGCAACUUCCCAGGGUGUUUUCAGAGAACCACCCUAAGGGUGGGGGGGGCAGAGCUGCAUGAUCUUUUAAGCACAGAAGGAGCUCUCUUGCUCUCUCCUUGUGAAUGGAGACAGAGAAGGACACUUUUUAAUUUAUGUCUCCAGAGCUUUCUUUUGCAGAUUUUUAUAAUAAUAAGGCCAGUUACUUUUAUUUUAAAAUAAAAUCAAGUUGAAACAGC
Molecule: messenger RNA, 4717 nt
Organism: Pogona vitticeps (central bearded dragon)
Lineage: Eukaryota; Metazoa; Chordata; Lepidosauria; Squamata; Agamidae
Gene: ARHGAP45
Product: Rho GTPase activating protein 45
Biological process (GO): activation of GTPase activity; signal transduction
Cellular component (GO): membrane
Molecular function (GO): GTPase activator activity
Source: RefSeq, a predicted model, not a curated record